This is a messenger RNA of Clarias gariepinus (North African catfish), 1701 nucleotides long. RefSeq names its product meiosis specific with OB-fold (gene meiob). The record is from RefSeq and is a predicted model, not a curated record. The coding region runs from base 193 to 1575 and encodes 460 amino acids. The transcript has 14 exons. Gene Ontology annotation, biological process: resolution of meiotic recombination intermediates. Gene Ontology annotation, molecular function: single-stranded DNA 3'-5' DNA exonuclease activity; single-stranded DNA binding. Lineage: Eukaryota; Metazoa; Chordata; Actinopteri; Siluriformes; Clariidae.
UAUAAACAUUUUCUGUAUUUGCUUUACAACGCUCCACAUUUUCAACGUUUCUGAGUUGCUGAGGCGCCGUCAGCGUUGCGCGCGUGCUCAGCGCCACCGAACUGUCUUUCCCCUCAGCUCGAGACACCUGCAGAUAGCACUUAGCUAACACUGGUUUGUUUGUCCUAACGGGUUUGUGUUUUAGGUCGAAAGAUGGAAUGUGUUUCAAUAUCUGACUUGAGCCCGAAUAUCACCCGGCCGAAUGUGGUUGGGAUUAUCAUUGGAAAAACUGAUGCAAGAGGAUUCCCUGACAGGAAAAAUAUUGGUUCAGAGCGAUUUACUUUCAGCUUUACAAUUAAAGACUCACCAGAACAUUUAAUUAAUGUGUCUUCAUGGGGCACUGAAGGAUACAUUCAAGGGCUUUCCAGUCAUAUCAAAAUAGGAGACUGUGUUGUCAUUGAAAAUCCUCUUGUUGCUACUAAAGAUCCAGAAAAAGAGGACCGAUUCUGUCCUUUAACCCCAAGUUUAUACAGAUUGUUGGUGACCGAAGCGCACUCAGCCAUAAGAAUUUGUACAGAUUUAGACACAGAGAGCAGAUUACUUUCUCUGUUCCACAUACCAGUGAAGGACUCAGGGGACUUCUACUCACUGGGAGACAUUACUGCAAAUGGACAAAGCCUAGAUGGAAAUUUCAUUAAUAUUCUAGCUGCUGUCCGAUUGAUUGGAGAGCCAAAGUACUUCACUACUUCAGAUGGACGAAAAGGGCAGAAGCUAGAGAUUAAACUGUUUGAUGAAACUUUGAUGUCCUUCCCUUUUAUAUGCUGGGAUCGAGAAACAAUUCAGUUUGUGCAGACCUUGCCACCACGAGAGACAGUGCUUUUCAUAGUUGAUGCUCGAAUCAGCUUUGAUACUUUCCGUAACUGUAUGGUGGCAACAGCUACCUCAAAAACAAUCAUUACUAUUAACCCUGAUACAUUAGAAGCCAACCAGCUCUUUUCUUAUGCCAAGGAAUUAUCAGAAAGUGAACAGCUAGAAGAGCCAGAGAUAGAAGUGAAUAUUAAUGUUCCCUUGGACUCCAUUAAUGAUAUAUUGACAGUAAGUCAAGUUAAAGACAGAGCGAAGAAAAGCUCUGAUGCCUUUUACGGUGUGAUAUAUGGGUUCAUCACCACUUUAGGAUUAGAUUCCUGCAUUACUAAAGUAAUUCGCAGCAGGUGUGACAGAUGCAAAUAUCUUGUCCGUGAGGAGAUGGAGGUCUGCACUUAUGUAGCCUGUCCAAAACAAGGACAAGCAGGUGAAGUUAGUGCUGCCUUUGAUCUGCUGGUGGAUGUUGCUGAUCACACAGGAACUCUGCAGGGCUGCAACCUGUCAGGCAUGGUUGCUGAACAAACUCUGGGAUGUACUUCCAAGGAAUUUGUAUGUCUCUCUGAGUCUAACCGGACAGCCAUGAAGUGGAGGUUUCUUCUGGAAAGAUGCAAAAUUUAUGUUAAGGUGUUACCAUCAGCAAAAAGCAAAAGUGGCAUGAGAACAAGCAUCCUUUCUUGCACCCUUGCCGAUCCGGUGGAAGUCAAGCAAAACAUGUCUACCCUGACUAGCUAAAUGCUAGCUGGCUCAGCAGCUGUUACAAUCAGUUCACACAGGAUAUUAGAUAUAAUAGUGUUACCCUUAGAUGAAGCAGUCAUGCAAGCUUAAUAUAUCAAACGUGUAUUCUUGACGUUGGAAAUU